Molecule: messenger RNA, 1422 nt
Organism: Nelumbo nucifera (sacred lotus)
Lineage: Eukaryota; Viridiplantae; Streptophyta; Magnoliopsida; Proteales; Nelumbonaceae
Product: thioredoxin-like 1-2, chloroplastic
Biological process (GO): cell redox homeostasis
Cellular component (GO): chloroplast
Source: RefSeq, a predicted model, not a curated record
CUUCCAGCUCGCCUCGUCUCGCCUCCUUCGCCCCCCUCGUUGAACAAGUCUCUUCCGCCCUUUCUCCUUUCCAUCUCUGAAUCUGUCAAAACCCAUUAAGAGUCCCUUUCAAAUCCCCCAUCUUCAACUGAAAAUAAUCCAAUUUGACUUCAGAGGAUAAGUGGGUUUAGCUGCGUUUCUGGAUUUGUUUGUUGGGAACAGCUGAAAUUCAUUCAGACUCGCUGGUUUUCUGUUGCCAAAAAGGACCGAUUUUGAUUGGAAAGUAUAACCUAGUUUUGAUUGAGUUUGGGGUUCUGAGUUUUUCGGUUGAACUACCAAGGUAUAUUUCGUUGAUUUUGUUAUGGCGUUUCCUCUGAGGAGUGAUUUCCAUGUUGUCGGGUCGAAUGGGAUUGCCUUGAGAUCGAGUAACGUCCUCGGUUUAUCUCCGUCUUUGGGUUCCUUUCAGAUUGCAGAUUCCCAAUCAGUAGAUCUCCCUGUCUUGAAGAGCGACUUCAGGGGACAGCAAGUGAUUGUAUCAGAUCAGAUGGGCUUAGGUGAUCGGAGUGUCAAAGCCUCUCCAAAGUUUUCUGUUCAUGCACAAGCUUCAAUCUGUAUAAGUCGGGCUUUGAGAUGGUGGGAGAAGACGCCGAAACCCAACAUGAUAGACAUCAAUUCGGCGCAAGAACUCGUCGAUGUGUUGUUGAAUGCCGGAGAUAGGCUUGUUGUUCUCGAUUUUUACUCCCCUGGUUGUGGUGGUUGCAAGGCUCUGCAUCCCAAGAUCUGCCAGCUGGCGGAGUCGAACCCAAAUGCGCUCUUUGUCAAGGUUAAUUACGAAAAGCUCAAGAGCAUGUGUUACAGUCUCAACAUACAUGUGCUCCCUUUCUUCCGAUUUUACAGAGGAGCCGAGGGUCGUCUCUGUAGUUUCAGCUGCACCAAUGCAACUAUCAAGAAAUUCAAGGAUGCAUUGGCAAAGCAUGGGACUGAACGAUGUAGUCUCGGACCGGCGAAGGGUCUUGACGAAUCGGAGCUGCAAAAGUUAGUUGCAAAUGGCGAGAUCUCUAUAAACUCGGCGUCGAAAUCCAUGGGCAAACAGGAAAUGGAGGAUUUGGUUCGUGCAAGAAUGAAGAACAUCUCUAACUCUUCAAGCUUCGAAUUCGACAAGGAAAAUCCAAUCUUGGUGGCAAACGUAUAAACCAAUAGAAGUAUUGGGAUUGGACUUCAUUGAGAUUAAAGCUCAGCUCCAAUUUUUUUUUUUUACUCUUUCUUUCUGGGUAUUUACUAGGAAUGUAUAUACCAUUUAGAAGUACGAUUUGUUUCUUCUUCUCAGUGCAAAAAAUGCGAUUUGCAUAAGCGGGCUUUAUGGUUUUUAGAUAAAGCUCGCUAGUUUGGUCAAACUGUAGUGCACACUAUGAAAUAUGAAUUGCUUAUUUUUAUUAAAAUGAA